CGGGAGCAGCCCUGACGAUGCUUCCUGACCGCGAAGCGCGGCCGGCCGGGCUCCCGCGGUUCGCCCUCCAUCGCCUUCCCGCGUGUCCCACUCUCCUGGUGUCCGAGCUGGGCGAGGCAGUGUCAGGGGAGGGAAGGGGAGGCCGAGGGGAUCCGGCAGUGGAGUGGGAGGACCAGACACCCCAGCGAUGACCAGCUCCCCCGUCUCCAGAGUCGUCUACAACGGCAAGAGGAACAGUAGCCCCCGCUCUCCCCCCAACAGCAGCGAGAUCUUCACGCCGGCCCACGAGGAGAAUGUGCGCUUCAUUUACGAAGCCUGGCAGGGUGUGGAGCGGGACCUGCGCAGCCAGAUGUCGGGCAGCGAGCGGGGCCUGGUGGAGGAGUACGUGGAGAAGGUCCCUAACCCCAGCCUGAAGACCUUCAAGCCCAUCGACCUGAGUGACCUGAAGCGCCGGAACACGCAGGACGCCAAGAAGUCCUAAGGCGCGCCAGUGCCCCUCCCCUGGCCUCCGGGAGAUCUGGGUGCAGCCUGCCGCUGGCCGCCUCCUCUCCUGUGGGCUCAGCUCCUGGGAGGGGGAGGGGGCCUUGCUCCCAGUGGGCCGAAAAUCCCAGGACCAGGACAGGCAUGAUUGAUGGCCAAGGCCUGCCCCUCCUCCCCGAGCCUUUCCUUUCCUCUCGGGGGAUCUCAGGUUACCCCCGUCCCUAGGAGGGCCUCGGCCCUGCCAGCCCGUGCCCCCCAGGCCUGGCUGGACCUUUGGAGCUGCUGGUCCUGCCUGCCCCCCAGGGCCCUGACCCUGAUUCUUACCACCUUCUCCUGCCCCCACCUCCCAACCCCUGGCCACUUACAGGAUCAGGAGGGAGAUGAGGGGCCCUUUGUUGUCUCCUGUGCUGUGGGACUGGGCUGGUUUUGUCCUGAAGUGGCCAGGAGCCAGGACAGGGUGGUCCCACCCACACCCAGCAUGGGUCCCUCACCGACCCCUGCUGCAUCUGUGGCCUGGGCACCGGGAGCGUCUGACCCCCCCACCUCACUGUCCAGCCUGACCCCUUCCUUCCCUGUCAGCUUCAGGGUGACACCGGCUCUCCGGGCCUGGCACACUGCUGGGUGCCCCCUCCACGGGUUCUAGGCAGCCAGGUCUGGCCCACCUUUGGGAGGGGGCGUGGGGCUGGCCUGAGCUGGCGAGGCUACCCAGUGGGUCCUGCUCUGUGUGGUGAGUUGGGAGGGUCUUCAGGGCCAUUUUUUUCUUCCUGUGCCCUCCAGAUCCAAGUGUCUGACUGGAACCUGAGGACCAGUAAAUAAAGGUGGGGUGGCAUUGGCUUGGCAA
This is a messenger RNA of Cervus elaphus (red deer), 1321 nucleotides long. RefSeq names its product MAPK regulated corepressor interacting protein 1 (gene MCRIP1). The record is from RefSeq and is a predicted model, not a curated record. Bases 188 to 481 code for a protein of 97 amino acids. Lineage: Eukaryota; Metazoa; Chordata; Mammalia; Artiodactyla; Cervidae. The transcript has 5 exons.